Dracunculus medinensis (Guinea worm) is the source of this 621-nucleotide messenger RNA. Lineage: Eukaryota; Metazoa; Nematoda; Chromadorea; Rhabditida; Dracunculidae. The record is from the annotation of a GenBank genome assembly.
AUGUCAACGCUGUCGGAGCUGAUAACGACGUGUGAUGAUAUUCCUUCACUUCAACAAAAUAUUUCUUCAUACCCAGGAUCAUCGAGGUUGGCUGGCGUUCCUCAAGGAUUAUCAACACACCUUAAAAAUAUGGAGGAAAGUCCGAACCCGGAAGGUAUUUCACAACUUAAACAACUUGUGCUUGCAAAUGAAGACGAACCUUCGCCUAUACAAGCGCAAACUUCAAGCGUGCAUCCGAAUAAGCAGUGUCUUGAAGAAUUGUUAGCUAGUGGUCCUUUACCAACAACUAAUCUUGGUCGAGCUGUUGAAAAUUUAUAUGAAGCUUGGAGUAGAUUAUUAUUGGAAAUGAGCGCAUCUACAGGUUUUACAAAUCCGACCCUCGAACAUAUCAAAGAAACUGCUGAAUGUGGUAUCCGGCAGCUAAAGGAUUCAUGCGAUGAUCUUUGUGGCGAAUUUACGAAGGUAUCUUUAUCAUGGCGACUGAACCAUCUUGAGGAAGCUGCUCAUGAGGAUAUUGAAGAUUUAGAGCGUGCAAUCCUGCGACAGGAAGCCCUUUUGACUCGUGCAACUGGAACAUUACAGCGCUGCCUUGCUAAUAUGAACGAUAAUCGGCCCAUUUAA